This is a messenger RNA of Acanthochromis polyacanthus (spiny chromis), 5522 nucleotides long. RefSeq lists its product as uncharacterized. The record is from RefSeq and is a predicted model, not a curated record. Lineage: Eukaryota; Metazoa; Chordata; Actinopteri; Pomacentridae. The coding region runs from base 138 to 4019 and encodes 1293 amino acids. The transcript is spliced from 2 exons.
CUUCGGUGUUUAUAACGUCUUCGCUGAGAGCAUGAACAACAUCUGGUUGUCAGUAGUAACCGUCUUAUUGUGAAAGUCUCCACCAGAAGCCUCGGUGCUGGCUGUGUGUCUGGACAGAGGGGGUACAUGGGUGAAACAUGGCCGCCGUAGACCCAUCGAAGUCUCCGAAACGACAGAAAACCCCUGCGGAGGAGGUGGAAACAUCUGGGGAGAGGACGCAGGCAGUGGAGACGGGCUGCGGCUCAGGGCAGAGGGAUGAAACGGCAGGUAACGAAGCCGCGGAGAGCCCCGGAGAGGAGCAGGCAGCCCGCGGUGGCAGCGACGGCGGCUGCACUGCCAGCCAUUCUGAGGUGAGUGUCGAGUCCGGUGCUGGAGUCGACACAACGACAUGCAUUUCACCGGAGGACCUAACGGCGCCUGAAAAGAUGGCCGAGACUCCGGGCGGAGAGCAGCGGGAUUUCGACUGGUCAGAAACGGAAGACGACGACGAGGAGGAGCCGCAAACACACACGGAGGAAGAUGAUAAGUGCGACCUCAAUAAUGCCACUGAGAGUGCAAGAGUCAUGCAGCAUGUGGAUGACAACAUCACCACAGAGGGGGGGAAACAGUCACAGACUGCACCAGCUGGGGACGGGAUGGAGGACGUGGUCGAUGACGAGGACCGAGGCGAGGAUUCUACUCUUAAACAGAAAAAGUGCCGUUUGGUGUGCAAGGAGUGCGGGAAGAAGUUCGACCGCCGCGAGACCUUCAAUCUCCACCGCCACUUCCACGCUCACGAGGACGAGCUCAUGCCCCUCACCUGUAAAGAAUGCGGCCUUACCUUUCAGCACCGCAGCAGCCUCAUUAAACACAGAAAUGAACAUAAGGAGAAGGAGGAGCAGCUUCUCACCCCCAAGAAGGAGGUGCAGGCCAAGGAGGAGGGGAGCUUUGAAUGUGCAGAAUGCGAGAGGAUCUUCUCAACGGCCGACAGGCUGAGGGACCACAGCUGCAGCAGUACAGUAGAAAAGCCUUACCACUGCCCCCUGUGCCGCCAAGAGUUCCAGUUCAAGGUGUCCGUCACUAAGCACAUGAUGAUGCAUUCCCUGGAGAGCCACUACACAUGCCAAGAGUGCAACCAAACGGUCCCGAACGCCGUGGCCCUGCGCAUCCACCAGAGGAGUCACAACGCCCUCAAGCCGUAUGAGUGCCCCGAGUGUGGGAUGGUUUUCAAACACUACUCCGUCAUGGAGGACCAUCGGCGCCGGCACACCAACAACAGCCGCUCUCAUCUGUGCAACAUCUGUGGUAAGACUUUUAAAUACAGCAGCCUCCUCCAUCAGCAUCAGUAUCUGCACACGGGUCAGAAGCCCUUCCGCUGCCCCGAAUGUGGCAAACAAUUUGCUUUUGCCCAGAACAUGAAGGCACACUGCCGCCAGCACAGGCUGCGUGAAACUGCCAAGGAGCAGCCCAGCAAACAGCCUCCUGUGCCGGUGCAGGUGGCAGCUACAGGGCCGGGGAAAGAGAACACGAACCAGAGCGAGGAACCAAAACGCACCUUCAACUGCCCUCUGUGUCCCCAGACCUACUGCGUGCCAGCUAACCUCAGAGCCCACAUGCUUAUUCAUGAGGCCGAGUAUGAGAAGCUGGAGAGGACACCUCGACCCCCGAAGGAGAUUAACAAGUCCUGGGAUAAAGGCCACACCUGUCCACAUUGUCCGAGCGUCUAUCGCGAUGAGUCCAGUUUAAAUAUACAUCUGUUAAGUGUCCACAAGUCAAUUGCACAGUAUAUAGAAAAAAUGACAGCACCAACGAAAAAACAAUUUACCCCGUUAAGCACUGAAAAUGUGCAGGGGAAAUGGAAAACUGAAAACAGUAGUGUUAAAUCAUACAAGUGUUCAGAGUGUGGGAAAACUUUCCGCCAUCGCUCAGUGUUAGAGUUGCAUAUGCGCAUACAUUCCAAGGACAAGCCUUACCAGUGCAAAGUGUGCGGAAAGGGCUUUAGAUUCAGUAGCUACUUACAGCAACAUCUCAUCAUCCAUACAGGCAAGAAGCCAUAUAAAUGCCCAGACUGUGGGAAGGACUUUGCCUUCCUGCAGAACAUGCGAACACAUCAAAAGCUGCAUCAGGAAAAACCAUUCCGCUGCACCAGCUGCCGUAAAGGCUACAGCGACGAGACCCAACUGCAGCACCAUAUGUUAUCGCAUAACGGUGACAAGCCUCAUAAGUGUGACUUGUGUGACAAGAGCUUUGGAUUAGCAUAUCUGCUCCGUGAUCACAUGAACACACACACAGGAGAGAGGCCUCAUCGCUGUGAUGAGUGCCAUAAAACCUUCUCGUGGUUCAGCAGCCUGCUCGUGCACCAAAAAAUCCACGCUCGCAAGCGGCAGGGUUUCAGCCCGUAUAAUUCUCUCCCGGUGAGCGCGAGGAUGAGAGGCAGGGGGAGCAGGGGGAGCAGGGGUAGACGAGGUGGGAGGCUUGUGUGGGGCUGGUCUAGACCUUUAGCAGGCUCAGGGAUGGUUAACCCUCAGCAGCCUCCGUAUCCUGUUUCUGCUCUUAGAGACGCCGAGUUGCACGGCAGGGCAGUGCAGCAGCCAUCUUCCCUGCUCUCGUCUCGCUUGGAUUUACAGAGCAUGCCGCCGAAGGAGCCGUGGAUAUCUGAUCUGCACCCCCAGCCGGUGCAGUGGAAGGUGGACGGUGGAGAGGUGAUGCCCGUCCCGUCGUCACAGCAGCAACAUGGAGCUCCGCAGCAGGCGGGGCUUCAACAGCACCAUCAGAGAAGCUCAGGCUGGGCAGAUAGACCUUUGAUAACUCAGUCAGGCCCCACAUCGGCUCAGAGCUUAGACUCGUCACACUUGAAAGAGAGCGCAGCUUCUGUUGUCAGCUCUCAUACUGCAUCUGUGCCAAAAAAGUCCAGUCCAUCAGCAGCGAGCGAGAUGGCACAGCACAGGCAGCACAAGACUGUUACUUGGAGUAGCACACCCACAUCCACAGUGCUGGCGUCCACCAGCGUUGUGAAGCAUGAUUUCUCUCUUCCCUCCUCCUACAUUGACGGAGCUGCUCUGUGGAGUAUCAGGCCUGCUCCACUGGUAAAUUCACAGAGCUCUCCGAAUAAGCUUGGUCAAGAGCUUCAGCUGCCACGAUGGCCUGUUACCUCCGUGUCAUCCCAAAAGGAGCUGUCCACACCUCCUAAGAAAGAAGACCGAGUGUGGGACAUGAGCAAUCCUCAAGGAAUACCGUCGACUGUUAGCCAGCCAGAGAAGCCAUGGAACGGCUGUGAGCCACAAAAGCCAUGGGCUUCCGGCUCUGCAGGUGCAUCCACCUCAGCUCAAAUAGACCAAAGCAGUGCUAUGCCAAUUUCAACUCCUGUUUCUCAUGGGGUCAGUAGCACCUUGUGGGACAUACAAACACCACCAGGAAUUCCAAAGACUAUAAACUCCACUGAGAAAUUAGUAAAUAGUCAAGAUUUUCAGCUGCAGAAGCAGGUGUCAUCUGGCUGGGCCAGCGUGCAGACAGCGACACAGAAGGUUCCCAUCUCCAUUCAGUACGAGCCUCAUCGCUUUAGUCAGGGGCUGGGCACGCCGGUAUGGGGCUUCCAAAGUAACCCUGUGGGUCCUCAAACGCUGCUCACGGGGCAACUUAAACCAGGCAAUGGACAGGAGCUGCAGCAGCAACCAAUGGUAACGGGCACUCAAAUAAUCAUAAAUCAGCCCUCUCCUUUUUUUUCACCUCCACUUGCUCCACUCCCUCCUCUUGCUUUGCCUGGCCCUCACCCUCUUCACUCUGUCGCAGUUGGGGCACUCUCUAGACCUCCACACCCAAAUAUUUUUUUCACCCCACAGGCAGUCAUGAGUGACAGGCCACACAUCGCACAGACCCUGCCCCUACCUCAACUUGCUCCUCGGACAGAACCUCACAAACUCGGACCCCGUUUGCCUUUUUCCCCAGAACGGCUUCUCCAAUGCAUGAUAUGCGGGUGCUCUCUUCCCCGGGAGCUGGAUCUACAAAUGCAUUACUUGCAACAUGCACAAGGAGAGAUCUGAUAUUUCUGUACUAGCGAUAAGACUUAGUUAUGUUUUUAUAAUUGUGAUUCGGUGGAACCUCAUUUAUUUGACACGCAGUGGUGCCGUUUGACCCAGUUAAGUGAAUGGAUGGGCAUUAGACACAAAAAGAGGAAGGUGAAACUUCGUUUAGUUUGCGCACUUGAUGCACAUUUAAUUUUAAGUCUUUUAGCUCCAAAUUAAAUUGCACAGUGUGUUUACACUUAAAGAGUGUGCACAUGUGCCAUUAAAUUGGUUUCACUAUCUUUACAAAUGCAUUUGUUAUCCAAAUACUUCUCGGGGUGCAGAUAAAUGAGAUUCACCGAUCUACAUUUCAUUUAUUGCCAAUGACAUUUAGAUUUAGAUAAUAUUAGUACUUUUAUAGUUCUGUUCAUAUGUCCUGAACCAUUUGUACUGUGUGUCUUCAUGUACAGUAUACUGUGUGCCUUUUAUGAGUACAGUCUGCAUGUCUGCUGUCUUGGUAUUCUAGGCCUAGUUUGUGCUUAAGGUAGACUCAACAAUGUGACCUCACUCCCAAAAUGCAGAGCAACUCUUUCGAAGAUACUGUAAAGAAAUGUGCGAUAUUGCUUUUGGAGUGGUGACGGGAGUUGUUGUGCUCGCAGGUUACAUUCGUCAGAACAUACACGGAAAAGCUGUACACGUACAGUAGAAUCCUGGCUGGGUCCAGAUAUCUCGUAAGUAAAGUUGUCAUCAUGAUAAUUUGGUCACAGCAAGUGUCUCUCAACAGAAAUAACAUGUAAAGGUCAUUUCACAGUAAGAGUCUUCUGUAAAUGUAAUGUUUGGGUCAUUAUUGGUAACCGAGGAUUUGGCACGAUAACACAGUUAGUGAUGACACUGUUGUCGACAAGUGGAUUUUAUGACAAACUUCUAGUUAUGUGAUGUUUUGUCAUUAAUAUUUUUGCAAUGUCAAAACAAACAUGAAAAAUAAGAAGUGAAUGCUCAACUCCAAUUGGUUCAUUCAAAUACAGCAAAUCUUCGCUGAUGUGUCAUAAGUGUUGCGGUGGAUAAUUAGAUUUUAAACCAUUUUCUGGUUGGCCGUACAUAUUAACUACUGUAAACUGAGUACCAUGUAAUGUGCAUCUCUUGCCAGAAUGAAUAUUUCAGAUUGGAUUGUACCCAUAUUUAUAGAAUUCCACUUUUGAGUACUUAAAUGUAUUUUUGUGAAUAAUGAAUGAUUUCAUUCCGUAACUGUAGAUUUAGCUGACUACACAAACUCAUCUCCUCCGUGAUGAAAAAUGGGCAUUUGGUUAGCUUUGGUGGCCCAAUAAGUGACUGACAAGCUUCAUUACUACUGUAUAAUAAACACAUCCGUACAUUUGUAAAAAAAAAAAAAAUUAAAAAAGAAAAAAAAGUCACGUUCCUGUGCAUUUUAACAUUCACCGAUUCAAAAAUGUGCCCUUCUACCUCUAUCCACUGUUUUAGCAUGGAAGAUUUUUCCCAUGAUGUCUACAUAUUGGAUUAAAUAAAACCUGCCUUUGAUUAUAA